AUGCAGUUGAAUCUGUUAGACAAGAUGGAGAUAGUUCUGAAAGAAAGGAUUCUUCUAACAACAAACCUUCUGCAUCAGAAACAGACACAAAACGUGCCAAACAGCAAUUUGCUUAACGUUCACGGGUUCGGAAGCUUCAGUACAUUGCUGAGCUGGAAAAGAAUGUACAGGCUUUACAGGCAGAGGGUUCUGAGGUGUCUGCUGAGGUGGAAUUUCUGA
Molecule: messenger RNA, 219 nt
Organism: Lactuca virosa
Lineage: Eukaryota; Viridiplantae; Streptophyta; Magnoliopsida; Asterales; Asteraceae
Source: the annotation of a GenBank genome assembly